AUGGCACUGGUUCUUUUCCUAGAGAUAGUCUCCCUUGCUGUUGGGCAGGUCCGUCAACAAGACCUAAACCUGCUCGCUGAGAAUGGCGUCCCCGUCACCCGAGCCUUCCGAACCGUGACCUCAAAAAGACCCCCGGUUGAGCAUCUCGUCUUGCCGAACGCCUUUCUUCGUACCCUUCCACGGAGUAUGAUGGACAUCGAAGCAGAGUUUUCAGAGACAAAUGCAACCCAUGGGGAGAUUCGUGUCCGACGAGCAUUGACCGGACCCUGGGGCUAUGGCGUCUUUGUGAACCUGGCUUCGCCAUGCGUCGAUACCGGAGCUGCGAUCCACAGAAAAUCUCAACAAGCACUUGUCCUUUUACUUGUCUUUGCCGAGCGGCCUUCCUUUGACCGACUGCCGUCCCUGUCGAAUGAACCGGUAUAUCCAUGCAUGAUUAGGGCCUCGCGAUAGUCGUUCGCGUCGACUAUAUUGCAGGGUGAGAUAAUUGGUUUAUACAUGUUACGGACAACGCCUCGAAAAUAUCGUCGGUUUGAGAGCUCACCCAAUUCACCUCGUACGAAUCCGCCUCAGCAUCCUCUAUUUCAGGCACGCACGUUGUUAUAUCAUCCUCAACCCAGGCCCCGGUAAAAAUGCUCACCCUUCACACCCAAGUUGCUGCUGCCCUUCACCAAUGCGCUCGGUGAAAUGCAGUGAUCGGCCAUGGUGAAUGCAGAGAAAAGAUUGGAGACGGUGGGAAGGUUUCCGAG
This is a messenger RNA of Aspergillus calidoustus, 746 nucleotides long. NCBI's taxonomy places the organism in Eukaryota, Fungi, Ascomycota, Eurotiomycetes, Eurotiales, Aspergillaceae. The record is from the annotation of a GenBank genome assembly.